AUGAGUCCUCCGCUGCCUCAACCCCUCCCCUCACUACCCACUGCUCCCCUCUCCCAUUCUCUCCUGCCCUCCCAUUCUCUCCUGCCCUCCCAUUCUCUCCUGCCCUCCCAUUCUCUCCUGCCCUCCCAUUCCCUCAUGCCCUCCCAUUCCCUCAUGCCCUCCCAUUCCCUCAUGCCCUCCCAUUCCCUCAUGCCCUCCCAUUCCCUCAUGCCCUCCCAUUCCCUCAUGUCCUCCCAUUCUCUCCUGCCCUCUCAUUCCCUCAUGCCCCCCCACUCCCCCAUACCCUCCCAUUUCCUCAUGCCCUCCCACCUGAUGGACGUGCGUCUAGACCUGAUGAACGUGGUGGGGGUGGUGGGACCAGCGUGCUCCGAGGCAGUCAAGGGAGCCAACUCCGUGCUACAGCCUAAAGGGAUCCCCUACGUGUCCUUUGCUGCUACUGCUGAUGUGUUCAACACGCCAGAUUAUAACACGUUCUUCAGAACUGUCUUCGCUGACAAGCACCAGGCCAGGGAAAUCGCGGCGCUGAUCAGAUUCUUCCAGUUCAACGAAGUCCAUCUGUUCUACUCCAACGAGAUCUAUGGCUCAGAUCUCGCCUCCAAGAUCCGUGCUGAGCUGGACGGCUCACUCAUCCCCGUCAGCACCAUCCCCGUCAGCUACCCCGUGGACGAGUUUGCGCCGCUCUUCGCUGACGUGGCGGUCGGGGAGAGGUCCAUCUGCGUGCUCGCCGCCCUGCCAGCUGUCGCGGAGGGGUUCUGGCGGGCGGCUGUGAGGGAGAACUUCACUACCUACCCCUGGUGGUACCUGGGGACUGACGGCGUGGCAGCUCUUGACUUCGUUGACCAGUCCGGGGAGAGGCUCGGAGGUAUGGCCAGGUCACUGCAAGGGGAGAUGGCUGUCGGUCCCAACAUGCCCUUUGAGAGUCCCAACUUGCGUCCAUUCACGAACCACUGGAAGAAGCAAGCUGCGGACGAUUACGUUGGGCUCAUCAAUGCGCCGACCACGCCAAAGUAUAACGAGACGCGCUUAUACGUGGCACAUCUGAUCGACUCCAUCUGGGCCUUCUUCGAGGCAUUUCGGAACAUCAUAGCCGUCCAAAACCGGGCGGUAACCGCGCAAGCCGUUCUUGAGUGCUUCCGAAACCAGCCGGCCGGUUGCGGGCGGUUCGAGGGAGCAUCGGGAACAGUGGCGUUCAAUACAGUCACGGGGGAGAGGCUGAAGCUAGAUGGGAUGCCAGCUUACAGUCUUUACAACUUGAUUGGAAAGACGUGGAAGGAGAAACCCAAGUGGGUGUUGAACGGCUCAGAUGGCGUCAAGCUGAUGGAUCCAACGGACUAUGUCACUCGGCCAGGACCUCUGCCAGCUGGCUCGCUGUUGCCCUUGCAGCACCAGAUUGUGGCUCCGUAG
This is a messenger RNA of Closterium sp. NIES-65, 1404 nucleotides long. The record is from the annotation of a GenBank genome assembly. Lineage: Eukaryota; Viridiplantae; Streptophyta; Zygnematophyceae; Desmidiales; Closteriaceae.